GACUGUAGAUGAGUCUAAGAAAAUUGGCUAAAUAUUGAUCUAAAAAGUCAAAUUCGUGCAUCACACUUAUUUGAUUAUCCUGAAAACUUACCAGACAGAAAGUUUUAACUUUUAUUCACCUUCGUUGUUACCUUCUGAGCAGCCCUCUCCAUAGCAACUGAAAACUUCUCUGGGCUGCAAUAAUCCUCUCUAGCUCCCAGAGCACAGUCAAAGAAUUUUAAAAACAGGGGACUUUGUAACUGUGAAAUACUCUGAGAUUUAAAAGGCAGUGGAGCUCCAGAUAAAUGAUCGUUUUUCUUUCUUCUGAAGAAAUUCCUUUGGUUACAAGUUUACCCUGUGAAUGCCAACGCACCUAUCUCCAUCCAAGACGGACUCAAGGUAAAGGAAGACUGGAAAUGUGCUUCUGGACAAAGCUUUCAGUAUUUUCGGUGCCAUUAUUCCUUCUACUCAGCUUUGUUCCCUCUACUGAGACAGACAAAUCCUCAACCCAGGACAGCAGAGGCAUUGGGAGUCUAAGCCAACUGGCAGACCUACUACGGGUUCUCUCUGCUGGUGACCACCCACCCCUCAACCAGUCAAGGAGCCUCAUCAAGACAUUGCUGGAAAAAACUGGGUGCCCACGGAGGAGACCUGGAAUGCCAGGAAAUUGCAAUCUGUGCUUUGAGCCAGAUGCACUGCUACUAAUAGCUGGAGGAAAUUUUGAAGAUCAGCUUAGAGAGGAAGUGGUCCAGAGGGUUUCUCUUCUCCUCCUCUAUUACAUUAUUCAUCGUGACGAGAUCUGUUCUUCCAAGCUCAACAUGAGUAAUAGAGAGUAUAAAUUUUAUCUACACAGCCUACUGAGCCUCAGGCAGCAGGAAGACUCCUAUUUCCUUUCACAGAAUGAGACAGAAGAUAUUCUGGCUUUCACCAGGCAGUACUUUGACACUCCUAGGAGCCAGUGUAUGGAAACCAAAACACUGCAGAAAAAAUCUGGAAUACUAAGCAGUGACGGUGCUGAUGAAAAUACGCUUCCUCAACUGGCGGCCACGAUCAUUGCUUUGUCUCUCCAAGGUGUUUGUCUGGGACAAGGAAACUUGCCUUCCCCAGAUUAUUUUACAGAAUAUAUUUUCAGUUCUUUGAAUAGUACAGAUACCCUCCACCUAUCAGAACUAGAUCAACUCCUCAACACUCUCUGGACCAGAAGUUCCUGUGUCCAAAGGGAUACAACCCAUCAACUUCAAAGGAAACAAAACGACAUAACAAUUCAUGAUCGGGGCUACUCGAAUCUGUCUAUAUCCAUGAUCAAAGAGUCAGAUGAUGGUUCAGUUUCCUGGGAUCAGACUUGCUUCUCUGCUAGGCAGCUGAUGGAGAUAUUUGUGCAGAACAGCCUUUCACCCAUUUCUAAGGAGGACUUUAAGCAAAUGAGUCCAGGGAUCAUCCAGCAACUUCUCAGCUGUUCUUGCCACCUGCCCAAGGACCAGCAAACAAAGUUGCCACCUACCACUCUGGAGAAAUAUGGCUACAGCACGGUGGCUGUGACUCUUCUCACGCUGGGCUCCAUGCUUGGGACAGUGCUGGUCCUUUUCCACAGAUGUGAGGAGAACUACAAGCUUAUUUUACAGCUAUUUGUGGGUUUGGCCGUUGGAACACUUUCUGGGGAUGCUCUGCUUCACCUUAUUCCUCAGGUUCUUGAUUUACAUAAGCAGGAAGCCCCAGAGUUUGGACAUUUCCAUGAAAACAAUGGUCAUAUUUGGAAAUUGUUAGGGCUAAUUGGAGGCAUCCAUGGAUUUUUCUUGAUAGAAAAAUGUUUUAUUCUUCUUGUGUCACCAAAUGACAAGCAGGGACUGCCGUUGGUUAAUGGGCAUGUGGGACAUUCCCACCACCUUGCACUCAACUCUGAAUUAAGUGACCAGUCAGGCAGAGGCAAAUCUGCUUCAACUAUCCAGUUGAAAGGCCCAGAAGAUUCACAGGCAGCUGAAAUUCCUAUAAGCAAUAUGGCAGCUACCAACAGAAAAUGCCAAUCCAUUAGCUUAUUAGCAAUAAUGAUAUUGGUUGGGGACAGCCUACAUAACUUUGCAGAUGGCCUAGUGAUAGGGGCAGCUUUCUCAGCCUCAUCCGAAUCAGGAGUGACCACUACAAUUGCCAUUUUGUGUCAUGAAAUUCCACAUGAAAUGGGAGACUUUGCUGUGCUCUUAAGCUCUGGACUCUCUGUUAAGACUGCCAUCCUGAUGAAUUUUAUAAGUGCCUUAACUGCAUUCAUAGGACUAUACAUUGGCCUUUCUGUAUCAGCUGAUCCCUGUGUCCAAGACUGGAUAUUCACAGUCACUGCUGGGAUGUUCUUAUACCUAUCCUUGGUAGAAAUGCUUCCUGAAAUGACUCAUGUUCAAACACAACGACCCUGGAUGAUGUUUCUUCUGCAAAACUUUGGAUUGAUCCUAGGUUGGCUUUCUCUCCUACUCUUGGCUAUAUAUGAACAAAAUAUUAAAAUAUAAGUUAAGAUCCUUAAAAUCUAUAAAAAAGAAAUUAUAUGAUCUCACUUCAUUCCUUUUGUUGAAGUCUAUAGUGGUUUAUAAAUUAAGUAUUUUUUUAUCUUAGGUGAAGUGUGUGUCUUUUAGUUCAUUAACUUAUUAAUUUUAUAAUACAAUUUUAUUUUUGGAAAUAUAUAAAGGUCAGGCUGUCCUUAGUUGAAAUUUUGUUCCUUGUUUCCAAUACCAUGAUGAAACUCUUGUUUUUUUCUUUUUAGUAUUUAGUAAAUUCUAAUUUAGUGAAUUAUUUAUAGCAAACUGUAAAAAAUAUUGUUUCGGUUACAAAGAAUAUUUGUUUGUGGGAUUUGAAGUAGACAAAUGCCAGUUGGCAUAAAAUCAUCUGCAAUUUCUUUGAUAUCAAUAAUAUUUUUUUUCUGUGAGAUUAUAAACCAUAAGCAAACUAAGUGAUAAACAAAUGUAAUAAAGGUUACUUUUAAU
Molecule: messenger RNA, 2942 nt
Organism: Carlito syrichta (Philippine tarsier)
Lineage: Eukaryota; Metazoa; Chordata; Mammalia; Primates; Tarsiidae
Gene: SLC39A12
Product: solute carrier family 39 member 12
Exons: 13
Coding region: 285-2471 (728 amino acids)
Biological process (GO): intracellular zinc ion homeostasis; zinc ion import across plasma membrane
Cellular component (GO): membrane
Molecular function (GO): zinc ion transmembrane transporter activity
Source: RefSeq, a predicted model, not a curated record